Molecule: messenger RNA, 2925 nt
Organism: Pteropus alecto (black flying fox)
Lineage: Eukaryota; Metazoa; Chordata; Mammalia; Chiroptera; Pteropodidae
Gene: TRPC5
Product: transient receptor potential cation channel subfamily C member 5
Exons: 10
Coding region: 1-2925 (974 amino acids)
Biological process (GO): regulation of cytosolic calcium ion concentration; manganese ion transport; calcium ion transmembrane transport
Cellular component (GO): membrane; cation channel complex
Molecular function (GO): protein binding; store-operated calcium channel activity; inositol 1,4,5 trisphosphate binding
Source: RefSeq, a predicted model, not a curated record
AUGGCCCAAUUGUACUACAAAAAGGUCAACUACUCACCAUACAGAGACCGCAUCCCCCUGCAAAUCGUGAGAGCUGAGACAGAGCUCUCUGCAGAGGAGAAGGCCUUCCUCAAUGCUGUAGAGAAAGGGGACUACGCUACUGUGAAGCAGGCCCUACAGGAGGCUGAGAUCUACUACAAUGUCAACAUCAACUGCAUGGAUCCUCUGGGCCGGAGUGCCCUGCUCAUUGCUAUUGAGAAUGAGAAUCUGGAGAUCAUGGAGCUACUGCUAAACCACAGUGUGUAUGUAGGCGAUGCUUUGCUCUAUGCCAUCCGCAAAGAAGUAGUGAGUGCUGUGGAGCUUCUGCUCAGCUACAGGCGGCCCAGUGGAGAGAAGCAGGUCCCCACUCUGAUGAUGGACACCCAGUUCUCGGAGUUCACACCAGACAUCACUCCCAUCAUGCUGGCCGCCCACACUAACAACUACGAAAUCAUCAAAUUGCUUGUCCAAAAACGGGUCACUAUCCCACGGCCUCACCAGAUCCGCUGCAACUGUGUGGAAUGUGUGUCCAGUUCAGAAGUAGACAGCUUGCGCCACUCCCGCUCCAGGCUGAACAUCUAUAAAGCUCUGGCAAGCCCCUCACUCAUUGCUUUAUCAAGCGAGGACCCCAUCUUAACUGCUUUCCGCCUGGGCUGGGAGCUCAAGGAGCUCAGCAAGGUAGAGAAUGAGUUCAAGGCUGAGUAUGAAGAGCUUUCCCAACAGUGCAAACUCUUUGCCAAAGACCUGUUGGACCAAGCUCGGAGCUCUCGGGAAUUGGAGAUCAUCCUCAACCAUCGAGAUGACCACAGCGAAGAGCUUGACCCUCAGAAGUACCAUGACCUAGCCAAGCUGAAAGUGGCAAUCAAAUACCACCAAAAAGAGUUCGUUGCUCAGCCCAAUUGCCAACAGUUACUUGCCACUCUGUGGUAUGACGGUUUUCCUGGAUGGCGGCGGAAACACUGGAUUGUCAAGCUUCUGACCUGCAUGACCAUUGGGUUCCUGUUUCCUAUGCUGUCUAUAGCUUAUCUGAUUUCACCCAGGAGCAACCUUGGUCUGUUCAUCAAGAAACCCUUUAUCAAGUUUAUCUGCCACACAGCAUCAUAUCUGACCUUUCUCUUCAUGCUUCUCCUGGCUUCUCAGCACAUUGUCAGAACAGACCUCCAUGUACAGGGGCCUCCCCCAACUGUUGUGGAAUGGAUGAUAUUGCCUUGGGUUCUCGGUUUCAUUUGGGGAGAGAUUAAGGAAAUGUGGGAUGGUGGAUUUACUGAAUACAUCCAUGACUGGUGGAACCUGAUGGAUUUUGCAAUGAACUCACUCUACCUAGCAACUAUUUCCUUGAAGAUUGUAGCCUAUGUCAAGUAUAAUGGUUCUCGUCCAAGGGAAGAAUGGGAAAUGUGGCACCCAACUCUGAUUGCAGAAGCACUCUUUGCAAUAUCCAACAUUUUAAGUUCAUUGCGUCUCAUAUCCCUGUUCACAGCCAACUCCCAUUUAGGGCCUCUGCAGAUCUCUUUGGGGCGCAUGCUGCUUGAUAUCCUCAAAUUCCUCUUUAUCUACUGCCUUGUCCUGCUGGCUUUUGCCAAUGGAUUGAACCAACUUUACUUUUAUUAUGAGACCAGAGCGAUUGAUGAACCAAACAACUGCAAGGGGAUCCGAUGUGAGAAACAGAACAAUGCCUUCUCCACGCUCUUUGAAACCCUUCAGUCACUCUUCUGGUCUGUAUUCGGCCUUUUAAAUCUCUACGUCACCAAUGUGAAAGCCAGACACGAGUUCACAGAGUUUGUGGGAGCUACCAUGUUUGGAACGUACAACGUCAUCUCUCUGGUAGUGUUGCUGAACAUGCUGAUCGCCAUGAUGAACAACUCGUAUCAGCUUAUUGCCGAUCAUGCAGAUAUUGAGUGGAAAUUUGCUAGAACAAAGCUCUGGAUGAGUUACUUUGAUGAAGGAGGCACCUUGCCACCUCCUUUUAACAUCAUCCCCAGUCCCAAGUCAUUUUUGUACCUCGGUAACUGGUUCAACAACACCUUCUGCCCAAAAAGAGACCCUGAUGGUAGACGGAGAAGGCACAACUUGAGAAGCUUCACAGAACGCCAUGCUGACAGCCUGAUACAGAAUCAACAUUAUCAGGAAGUUAUCAGGAAUUUGGUCAAAAGAUAUGUGGCUGCUAUGAUAAGAAAUUCCAAAACAAAUGAGGGACUAACAGAGGAGAAUUUUAAGGAAUUAAAGCAGGACAUCUCUAGCUUUCGAUAUGAAGUGCUUGACCUCUUAGGAAAUAGGAAACACUCAAGGAGAAGCUUUUCUACCAGCAGCCCUGAACUCUCUCAGAGGGAUGAUACCAAUGAUGGCAGUGGUGGGGCUCGGGCCAAAUCCAAGAGUGUCUCUUUCAAUUUAGGCUGCAAGAAAAAGGCCUGCCAUGGGCCACCUCUCAUCAGAACCAUGCCAAUAGAUAGUGGUGCCCAAGGGAAGUCAAAAGCUGAGUCAUCAAGCAAAUGCUCCUUCAUGGGUCCUUCUCUCAAGAAAUUGGGUUUCCUAUUCUCCAAGUUUAACGGUCAUAUGUCUGAACCCAGUUCAGAGCCAAUGCACACAAUUUCUGAUGGAAUCGUUCAGCAGCACUAUAUGUGGCAAGACAUCAGAUAUUCUCAGAUGGAGAAAGGAAAAGCAGAAGCCUGUUCUCAAAGUGAAAUUAACCUCAGUGAGGUAGAAUUAGGUGAAACCCGGGGUGCUGCUCAGAGCAGUGAAUGCCCUCUAGCCUGUUCCAGCUCUCUUCACUGCGCAUCCAGCAUCUGCUCCUCAAAUUCUAAACUUUUAGACUCCUCAGAGGAUGUAUUUGAAACUUGGGGAGAAGCUUGCGACCUGCUCAUGCACAAAUGGGGUGAUGGACAGGAAGAACAAGUUAUGACUCGGCUCUAA